Messenger RNA from Epinephelus lanceolatus (giant grouper), 6816 nucleotides. Lineage: Eukaryota; Metazoa; Chordata; Actinopteri; Perciformes; Serranidae. The record is from RefSeq and is a predicted model, not a curated record.
UUUUUAUUGCUCUCAUUUGUCAUGUUACAGCCUUCUCUUAUUAUGUCCCGACAUUCCUGGAGAAAUUACUACAAUUACUUUUUACUUCCGGGUUGCGCGCUAUCAGCAGUUCAUUUAUCAAGCUAAUGUGAGCUAGCCGCCUUUUUGUUAACGUCAUUAGUUUAUUUAAGAAGAAACCGGAGCUCUUUCGUCUGGAAACUUCACAACAACAACUCAGGUCAUUUUUACUCCAUAAAGCCACAAUGCAUGGACGAUGAUAGUGACGUCUCAAACAAGGGAUGUGGAUGGGAAAGUCAACACCAAAAGCUAAUUUCAAUUACACGUCAUCCCUUGACAGCUCCCUGAAGAGGCCUCACUGUUGCUUUUUCACCACAUAAUCCAUCAUGUCAUUACCAAAGGAGUCAGGGAACCGAGGGAAAGAUCGAGAGAGGGGGGCCCGUCCCAAGGUGAGACAGAGCCGCUCAGAGGAGAGGCGAGAUGCAGGCAGUGGACGGAAAGGUGGAAAGGGGAAGAAAAAAGGCCUUGCUUCCCAGGAUCCAGCAGCUGAGAGGCCCGUCAGUGAUGGCUUUGAGUAUGGUGAGUUGUUGAGUGACCUCGAGACAAGGGACCAAUCUUCCUCCUCUCCCCUGAAGGAGACUUGGAGAUGGCAGGGCUUGGAAGCCGCUGCCUCAUUACUAGGACAAGAGCGAGUAAUAGCCAAGCCAGGACUGGGAACAGUUAGCUCUGGUACAGAGUCACCUGCAUCCAGUGAUGGCGAGGGCAGAGGGUCAAGCAGCAGUCGCACUCUCCGGCAAAAAAUCCAAGAUGCAAUGGGGCAGUGUUUCCCAAUAAAGACACACAGUGCGGCGACACCAGCGCCAUCUCCACAGGCUCUUUCGUCAUCCACUGCUUGUGCCUCCUCGAGGCGCAAGAUCCAUCUCAGUGAGCUGAUGUUGGAUGACUGCCCUUUCCCUGUAGGAUCAGAGCUGGCUCAGAAGUGGUAUCUCAUUAAGCAACACACGGCCCCCAUUACCCAGCCUCCCAUUCUUGAUUCUGCAGUAGUGUGUAGCGCCCCUACUCCAGCAAUGGCCACCGUGGUGGAGGACGUUGAUGACAGGUUGCGAGAGCGCAGGCGCAUCAGUAUCGAACAAGGUGUUGAGCCACCACCCAAUGCAGAGAUCCACACAUUCGAGGUGACGGCCCAAAUUAACCCUCUCUACAAGCACGGCCCGAAGCUGGCUCAUGGUAUGAAUGAGUUAUCCGGGGCUGACAGAGCCUCCGCUCAUCAACAACAGCAGCUUCUCCUCCAAAGACAGCAGCAGCACCAGCUCCUUCUACAGAGCUGUUUGGACACUCUGGAUGAAGUGGUGGCCUCAGCAUCAGCCUCUGUCCACACCGGUGAUAUCAUCCCCGACACUCUGGUUGACCCAGAGGUUACAGCGACCAACGUGCCCUCUAGAGCCGUAGUUCCUCCGACUGAGCAUCCCAAAUCUCACGACGGCUACCGCAUCCACACUCAGAUUGAUUACAUUCACUGUUUAGUUCCAGACCUGCUGCAGAUCACCAACCUCCCGUGUUACUGGGGGGUGAUGGACCGCUACGAGGCAGAGACGCUGCUGGAGGGAAAGCCCGAAGGCACCUUCCUUCUACGUGACUCCGCCCAGGAGGACUACCUCUUCUCAGUUAGCUUCCGCCGCUACUGCCGCUCGCUACAUGCACGCAUUGAACAGUGGAACCACAACUUUAGCUUCGACGUGCACGACCCCAGUGUCUUCCAUGCGCCCACGGUGACGGGACUGCUGGAGCACUACAAGGACCCCAACUCCUGUAUGUUCUUCGAGCCCCUGCUGUCUAACCCCAUCCAUCGCACACAGCCCUUCUCCCUGCAGCACAUCUGCCGAGCAGUCAUAAGCAGCUGCACCACCUAUGAUGGCAUUAACAUGCUUCCCAUUCCAAAUGCUUUGAAAAAGCACCUGAAAGAAUACCACUAUAAGCAGAGAGUACGUGUACGGCGAAUGGACACCUGGUGGGAAUGAAGGACAACAAAAAAAUACAGACUAAAAUUGACUACUACAUACAGUUUUAACACUCACUGAACUGAACAAUGAGUCUUGUUCCUCACUCCAACUGGUUGUAUUAACCUACACUACAAUGUACUUAUUUAUUUUAUUCCUGCUGUACACGUCUUAACACUAAACAACACUGAUGAGACAUUAUGUAAUCUCACUGAUCUUGCACACUCAAAGUUCUUUAUGCUCAAAUUAAACAAACUUAUUUAGAUCUGUGGUGUUCAGAGAACUACCCUCACUCAGCCUCUGUGUUUUCAAGUGUGACUAAAUCAGCUUAAUUAUCUGACGAUGGGGGAAAGUGUCCUAGUGUGAAUCAAGAUGAUUAUAAUAGAGAUGUUCAUCAGUCACGUGCUGAGAAGGUGGAGUACAUACUGACAAGGUUUUUCUCCGUGCUACUGAGGUGUGGGAGUGCAGCACGUAUGCAGAAUAAAUCAUUGUUUCCCACAUGAUCCCACAGUUCAUUAAAAGGGGUGAGAGGUAGGCAUAUAUGCUGCUUGUUAUUACUGAAAAGUAGAAGCUUGCUCUAAAAUAGAUAAUUGUCACACAUUGAAAGUACAAUUACGUGCACAUCAGUUUCCGGUGGUGGUGUUAGAUGUAGGGAAACAUGCAAAUGAUGAUUUUGCACAACUGGCAUUAAAUGAAUCAUAUGCUCAGAUUCUGCAGCUGCUUUGUUUUCACGUUACAUGAUGUCACCUCCUGCAGUUUCUCCUUUGAGGUUAAAACACAUGCAGACAGUGCCAGCGGUCUUCUUACUUUAAAAGUAAAGGAUCAAGUGUGGCCUUCAUGACCUUCUCAGCAGUAGGUGAAGCAGCUGUAUUAGAAUACAAAUGAUAAAGCCCAGAUGUUUAUGGAUAUUAUUUCACUCAAAAUCUGACUGUUGCAUUGCCCAUUUCCAAAUGUAGUCAUUCAGUCAGUCCAGAGGUUUGGUCAGGUCUUUUUGAAUUAGCAUUUAAUUAUUGUGUAAAAACCCAGAUCCUUAAAGAAGAAAAAGAUUUCCGUUGCUGUAUUUCCUGCUGUGCAUUUCCUGCUGUGUAUUUUAAAGAGGUGGGGAGUCGACACACUAAUCUUCCAUUCCAGCAGUUCAUUGACGAAAUUACCACAGUGAAUUAGCGCUGAUGAAUCUUAAUUAACAAAGAGAAUGAUGGGAGAAAUUAUGUGUUUUGAACAUUUUUCCGGAUCUUGACAUUAAGUCAGUUACGGAGACAAAAAAUCUACAAGCUCUGCGAAGAGGGAAUCAAUCUGAAGCUAAAAACCUAAAGGCACUGAGGAGAGGUAAAGCUCAAAAUACAACCUAAGUCAAGAUGAAAUUCUUACAGUUCAGCAAAAUAUGAAAAAUAAAUCAGCUAAAAAUAUAUGUCAGACUCCCAUUUCACAGUCUCACCAAUAGACUGCACUUUCUUGGGCCAUAUGUGUCAUGUUGAGCAAAUACAAAGAUAAAAUAUGCAUUUUUUAUAUUUAAAUACUAAAAUGUACACCUUUUUAGAACCAUGCUAUCUGUGGACAUUGCCAAAGUCAUAUCAAUCUAUUAAAUGGCAGAAAUAUCUGCAUAUUUGAUCGUACAGAUACAACACAAUGUCACCACAACAACAGAAAGAAAGUAAAGGGCAUUUCAUGCUAGACUGCCUUUCCUUUGCCCUUUUAUCUGCGACUUAUUCAAAGAUUAAUUACUAAAUUUACCUAUGCAGCAGAGUCAUUUACUGCUGUGUGUGUGAACAGCAUUUUGCAUUAAUAAAAAACACACAAGAGAGACCACACCGCUAAUUGUUGUGUGCACGAAGUAAUAAUCACAAAAGACAACCAUCCCGGUGUUAAUGGGGGAAAGCAUGGAGAAUGGAUCCCUGAUCAUCUUCUGAAGCACUGCGAUGCUGUUUUCUCCUUGAGAUGGGCGAUUUGAUAUGCAGAAUGCAAAUCAUCCAUGACAAGCACUCAUCCACUAAUGAAGCAGCUAUAAUUUAAACAGCGCUUCCAAGGCAGCAUUAAAGUCUGCAUUCGAAAUGCAAAGUCAGGACCUUUGACCUUUGUAUACCUAAUUAAGUCACUUUAAAAACUGAACUAUAAAAACCAGAUUUUCUGUUUUGAAAGACAUUUGACCUGUCGCGCAUACACAAGUGAGGUCUGCACUGUGAAGCCUCGACACGAGCUAUUUCAGACCCUUGACAGCUCAAGGCUUUUGUCUUUUAUUCCCCAGCACAAGGCUCUGCAAUCUGGUAUGCCUGGCAGAUAAGAUCCAAUAAGUGUGUCUGUGUCUGGACCACAUUUUAAGACUUUAAACUCUUGAUUCUACAAGUCCCAUAGUUUCCAAUACUUUCCCUAAAAAGGAGCAAACAUAUUCAUCUGGAAUUUUUUGUGUGAUUUGGCACUUCCACUGAGCAAUUUACAGUUAUUUGCCAGUGUAGGUUGCAGAGUUUCAGAGCACAGCAGGUCAUCUGGACAUGCAAAAAUGUUAUAUUUUUUCAGGGGGAAGUGUACAAUUUGAUGUGUCCAAUUAUGAAUAAUUAAUGUACAUAUAUUACAUUGUGUAUAACUAGCAUUCCUCUGCAAAUCCUCAGCUGCUUUUAAACUUGAUGCAACUACCUAACCUGUCGGAUUCUGUGCUUCUGUUUGCCCUGUGCCUAGGACUAAAGUACAAAUGUCUCUCCAGGAAAUAUCCUAGGUUGUAAUUAGGAAAUUACACACUUGUAAGAUAAAGCUUCAUCAAUUUAAUAUGCAGCCAUAAUUAUGCACAUUAUAUCUACAUAACACCACGUACAGAUAAAUAGUUUUUCCAUACAAUACAGGGUAUCCACUCGUGCGGUAUUACAUAAUGCACAGCAGGUGGCUGCAAAGAGCUUCAGUGUGUUCUACCCCGGCUGUUCUCAGGCCUGUGUGUUCUCCGUGUGUGGUGCAUUGAGAUGGUGGGAUUGAGUGUGGCUGCUGCAGCUGGCAGCACUGUGGCACUCAUCAAGCAGGUAUUACAGGUCCUGGGGGGGGGGAGAGAAGAGGACUUUUCUUUGCCUGGAUCAGCGGGCCCAGAGGGACCGCAUGCUCAAGCAAAGCAGAAAGCUGAUUGGCUACACAUACUUAGUGUGUUUGUGCCUGUUUGGGCCUCUUUUUUCCCUUUCCUUCCAUUGAGGGAAGAGCUUUUACGCUGAGCUUAAUCUCUACAGUCGAGCAUCACGGGGGUGGAGAAUAAGAUUGGAAUGUGCAGAACACCUGGGGACAGUUACUUACCCAAAUAAUCUGCUGAACAUAAUCUAACAAUUGCCCUAAAAGGGCUCCGUGUGGCACAGACUUGGCUUAUUUGACUGAAAAUGUGCACAGCGAGUGACUCUUUUUUGUAGGUCUAUGCUUUUUGCUGCUGUAUCUAGAGCUAUAUAGAUUGUGAACUAAACUACCAUGAGAUGCAGCAUGUAUCUAGGCCAUUAAUUCAGAAGAGGGUGCAUCAAACUGAUUUCAGAUUUUUGCAUGAUGCAUAAGGCUAAACACGAUUCUUUUCCACCCAGAGAGCGGGAAUACAUUUCUGUGACAGGAAACACUGCAGCCGAAAGAGAGAAAGAGAGAGGGAGGUAUUUUUGGUCAGCAAAUGAAUCCAGUUAAAUUUCAACCUUGAACAUGAAUAGGAACAUUUUUUGCCUAUUUUGAGUCACACCUUUUCAAACAGAGCACCUCAUGUCAAAACCAAGUAAGUAAUUCCAGAGUUAUUAAAGUUUCAGUUCUUAAAAGUCUCACAAUUCCCCCCCUAGGAGGUACAUUGUCACACAGUGACACGCUUACGUUUGAUGUUUGUUUCCCUAGAAGCAAGCCUUUGACAACACAAUAUUUCCUUUCCUUCCUAUUUAAAAUCCAAAUGCACUCCCGUUCUCUCAGGCAUGCGGGAACUCACGUGAGGCCUUUGCAACAGAAAAAACAGCAGUAUUCUAAUUUGGAGCUGCUUGUGUUUGUCCUGCACACGCUCUUGCUGCCUCUGUAUGUUGCUCUGCUCUGCUCUGACAGGUUGUUGAUAGAAUAAUGGGGGUGUUGGGCAUGCUACAAUGUGGAUACUACACAGAUUGAUGGGAUUGCAGUGUAAAUUACACACAGCAGCCCAUAUCCUAGGCUUUAACCCAUGAAGUCAUUAACCAGCAGCCUGGAAAUAAUAAAGUGAUACACCAUGGACAGAUGAAGAUAUGUGGUUGUAUAUGAAGCUUUGCAAAUUAACAUGUCCUACAAUUUGAUGUCAGAAUGGAGGUGUGUAUCGUAAUGUGUUUGCACAAAUGGACUGUAAUGGAUCUACAGAUAACACAGAUAUAAUUAUAGAUAAGCAUUGUUUAUGUGAGGAGAACAGUUAAUUAUAAUAACCCUUCACAAUGACGACUAAAAAGGCCCAUGCAUCAUUGAUAAAAGGCAGGGGAAAAUGUGUAAUUGCAGAAAUGAUAUAUCGAAUUGCAUAACUCCUGCUCUCUGUGACUAAUUAUGCUCUCGCAUGAUAGUUGCAAUGACCAGUGUGUUACAACAGAAAAGUACAAAUGAGAAAGGAAUGUGGAGACCUUGCCAGCAUUAGCAAGAGUCAUUCCUCACAACGGGCACCUUUUAAACCCAGUGAUACUUUAAAGUUGUCGUUGUCAGUUCUUUUACGUUUUUGUCACAGAGUGGAUUCAUUUCAUUUGCAGGGGAACAUGUUGGUGGAGCUCAGGCAAUGCAGUUAUCUGUAAUCAAAUCACACAAACCAGAACUUGAAUCAGCUCUGUGGUCUGCUAGUUGUUUGAUGACCUGCCUUUGUACCUUAUUAAAGUGAGUGCAUUUUAUUUGG